GGCAGGCGGAGUCGGACUCAGUCGGAGUGGAUGAGUUCGGUGGUGCGGAUUGGUGUGGUUAUUUUGUCGGCUGCCAUAGUUAGUUUGGUCGUCAAGUUUUUUAUGUCAUCCACAGCCGUUCUCUUCCUUCUGUUUCAUCUGAUCCUAUAAAACGAGUUCAUUACUUAUCAAUAAGUGUUCUAGUGUUCAUUUUCGUGUCUGUUUGGUUGCUAAGACUUGAGUGCUGCAGUGUAGAUUCUUCAAACCCACAAGAGGUUGAUAGGAAGGACUUUCAUCAUUGAUGCACCAGGCCUACAUAACAACAGUUUUUGGAACACCUGUUUUCUCUGAUGCAAACAAGAUAAAAGUGUUGAAGACAUGUCAACUCAGUGCAAAAUCAUUUGUUGGAAUGGAUAACAAUAAGCUUCUCUAAGUAGUCGUCUACCCACUUCAUAAUGCCCCAGUUGCAAGAUAGCCCACUUCUUACUUUGUCCCAGAACUGCGUGGCCCGCGCUCUCUAUGACAACAUCGCCGAGUCUCCGGACGAGUUGGCGUUUCGUCGCGGCGACGUGCUGACGGUCCUGGAGCAGAACACGGCGGGCAUAGAGGGAUGGUGGUUGUGUGCGCUGAGGGGCAGACAGGGUAUCUGCCCGGGCAACAGGCUGCGGUUGCUGCCCGGCGUGUACGAUCCUGCCCAGCAGGAGCUCAACUCGCUCAACACGCUGCAGCGCCAGGGGAAACGGCGCAGUUGGCACGUGCAACCCAACAAGGUUUUGACUCCACAAAAGUUUGGAGACGUGUACUUGUACGAUCUCCCGGCCAACAGACAGUCCCAGUCACCCGUGGGACAGCCGAGGUACGAUGUUCCUCCCACCACCCACACCCUCGCACUCACACCUGAGAGUCAAGGUAGGUUGUCACGGACAGACAGCCGAGGCAGUGACAGCUAUGAUGUGCCGCCGCAGCCGACCCCUGUCACCCUGGUGUCAGUUGGGGAGAGUUACGACGUACCUCGUCCUCUCGUACCUCCCCUCACCCCCUCCUCGUCUCUCUCCUCCCUAACGACGGAUUCGCUGAGUGCCGGCAGCAACAGGUCCAGUCUGGCGCAGGAGUAUGAUGUUCCUCGACCUCGACCCGGACCCCAGCCACUGCUUCAGCAACAGCAGGUGUACGACGUGCCUCCACCAAACCCUGUGCCACGAGAGCUGCCUCUAGAGCUGUCGUCUGCACUGGACUGUCUGGAGAGGUUGGAGUCAGAGGCUGCCACAGCUGUGUGUCGUCUGCUAGCGUUCGUCACACCUGGCUGGCGCACCAGGGAGGCGCUGGAGCCCAGAUUGCUGGAUAUCAAGCUGGCUGUGGUGAGGCUCCGCACAGCUGUUCACGACCUGGCUCAGUUCACAGAGGCCGCUCUUGGCAACGCUGCCAAGGCUCCAGACAAAGGCCUAGUGGUGAAGCUGCGUCCGCUGGUGUCUGCGCUGAGACAGGCCGACACUCUCGUGUGUGAAGUCUCCACGCAGCUAGAGUCUACGCAGUGGUCGCUAGAAGUGCUUUGUCGGCCAGAAGACACGGGGGUUUCCCCGACCCCUCCUGACUCCUUGGAUCAGCUGGUCGCUUGUGCUCGGGCCUUGACAGACGACGUGCGACAGGCCACCUCCUUCAUACAGGGAAACGCAACACUAUUGUUCAAAAGAGGUUCGUCGCCAAGCGGUGAGUGGAUGGAAGACUACGACUACGUCAAUCUAGAGAGCAAGGAUGCAGUAGCAAGGCAGAAUGCAGAGAUACGGGAGGCGUUGCCCGUGGAGCUGCGCAAGUCUUACGACGCUAUUGUACAGGAGGCGGAGAAAAUGGCAAUCAGUGACAAGAAACUAGACGAUGGAAUUGACCCUUCGGAUAUGCAGGUGUUGGCGUUCUACUCAGCGCAGUGCACAACUCACGCGGCACACCUUACUCACGCGAUAGAUGCGUUCCUGCAGACCGUGGAACACAAUCAACCGCCCAAGGUGUUCUUAGCUCAUGGCAAGUUUGUUGUGUUGAGUGCCCACAAGCUGGUACACAUUGGGGACACAGUGCACCGCAACGUUACACGUUCUGAUGUGCGUACACGGGUCCUGGCGUGUGCCAACGCGCUCAGCGAGGCCCUGGCUGCAACUGUACACAAGACCAAACGCGCUGCGCAGCAGUUCCCGAGUGUCACUGCGGUUCAAGAGAUGGUCGAUUCUGUCGUAGACAUUUCACACCUCGCAAGGGAUCUCAAAAUGAGUUUAAAAUUUGCAACUCAGUAAAAAACUAUUUUUAGACUUAGUUAUGAUCCCAGUGGUACUUAAAAUCCUAGGUUGACUGUAGUAAGUUGUUCCUUUGACUUUGAAGAAUAGUUAACCUCUCAUACCCGUGUUUAAAUUAUCGCUAGAAUGAAAAUGAAUGUUGACCUGAGCCAUCGACAGUGUUGGCUGUUUUCAGUUACUGAAUUUCCGUUUUCUAACACAAACACCAGCACUUUGAACGAAAAAAAUGUUAAGGAAAGUUUGUUGUAAAUUAUAGCGUCUUUUACACCUAGUAUCGACAAAUGAGUGAUACAGUGUAUAAUGUAGACCACAUAAUGAGUUACUCAUUCUACUGUGUUUUGAAUGACAAAUUUUAUUCUGUUUAAAUAGAAUGUCUUCUAUAGUGUCCAAAAUCAAUAGUUGUUUUACACUUAAAGUGUAUUGCUGAGAUGUAUUUACGUUUAGUAUUAUCAUUACAGCUUUAAAAAUAUUUUUAAUGGCAUUGUUUCUGACCUGUCUUUAUAAAGAAAGGAUCUCGGUGUACUAGAAUGAUAUUUGUAGGGUUUAAAAAUUAAUCAAACAUUAGAUUUCUAUGUUUUAAUUUAAUAGUCAUAGGUGAUUUUUUUUUAUAAAAGAUUUGACUUUGCCAAAUAAGCUACCGUUUUUUAAACCUCGUUACAACCAGAUAGUUGACUUGUAUAUUUAUAAAUAUUACUAUAAUAAAAAUAAUACUUUAAAAUAGUGUUGACUAAAAGCUAAUAGUAUUAGGAUGAAUAUCCUUUAGUCAUUAAUAUAAUAUAGUUAGUUAUUGCUCUUUUGUUUAGAGACACACAAAACUGAACUUAUUUUAGUCUUCCCUAGCAGCACUUGUUUAUUGGUUGUGAAUAGAUAAGACUUCAUUUUAUACAAUUUACUUUUGAUCAUGAUUUUAGGGCCGUUUUGAAUUAUAAUUUACUACUGUAAAGAAAAAACACUUUUAAUCAUUUUAAAAUACUUAAGAUAAAACCCACUUAGGGUUUCUAUAAGCUUUAAUAAAAACAUUGUAGGUUAGGUUGUUUAUUUUUUUCUUGUAAACCUUAUUAGGUUAUUUAGGAAGUGUAACACAGUAGAUUUAAGUAGCUUUAAAAGUUUUGUACUUUGUCGUCAAUUUAAAAAUGUUUUCAUCAGUUUUUGUUAGGUGUUUAAAAUUUAUACUUCAUGGUCGAUUUACUUAAUUACUAUAAUUUUUAGUUGUUUUUGUUUAUUUUUUAUCCUUUUUGUUUUCAUUAUUUUGAUACUAAAAAGGUUUGUUUUAAGUUUUGUAAAGAUUUUUGUUGAAUGAUUUUGAUGUUUAUAAGUUUUUGUAUUUGUAUAGUUUAUAUUGUAUAUAUUUUUUAGAGGAUUAUUUAUUGCACUACAUUAUGUAGACUUUU
Molecule: messenger RNA, 3652 nt
Organism: Macrosteles quadrilineatus (aster leafhopper)
Lineage: Eukaryota; Metazoa; Arthropoda; Insecta; Hemiptera; Cicadellidae
Gene: p130CAS
Product: breast cancer anti-estrogen resistance protein 1
Exons: 8
Coding region: 435-2261 (608 amino acids)
Biological process (GO): cell migration; cell surface receptor protein tyrosine kinase signaling pathway
Cellular component (GO): plasma membrane; cytoplasm
Molecular function (GO): protein binding
Source: RefSeq, a predicted model, not a curated record